AAGCCGCGAGUCAGACAGAGUAGUUCGCCCUGCUCUCUCUAUCUACGUUGAGCCAUGCCGCGGAAACCGAUUGUUGGUGGAAACUGGAAGUGCAACCCCAAGACGCUGGAGGAGGCGCAGAAGCUGAUUGGGGAAUGGAAGAACCAGGUGCCACUGGACAAGCGCAAGAUCGACGUUUUUGCAUGCCCCAUGAUGCCUCACUUGCUCAAAGUGAAGUUGCCCAUGGAGAAGUUGGGCAUCUCCGCCUGCGCACAGAAUUGCAGCAAGACUGGUGAGGGCGCCUUCACGGGUGAGGUCAGCGCCGCGCAGCUCAAGGACGCCCGCGUGCAGUGGACGCUGCUCGGGCACUCGGAGCGCCGCACCAAGUACGGGGAGACUGAUGAGGAGGUGGCGGAGAAGGUGUCGCAGGCUUUGGCCGCGGGCCUCAAGGUGGUGCUAGCCAUUGGCGAGCUCUUGGACGAGCGCGAGGCCAGCAAGACCGACGAGGUGAACGAGCGCAUGCUGAAGCCUGUCGUUGCGAAGGUGAAGGAGGAGGACUGGAGCCGCAUCGUCAUCGCCUAUGAGCCGGUCUGGGCCAUCGGCACUGGUAAGGUGGCCACGCCCGAGCAGGCCGAGGAGACCCACGCGGCCAUCCGCGCCUACAUGGCCAAGGCGGUCAGUGAGGACGUGGCUGAGAAGGUGAGAAUUCAGUACGGCGGCAGCGUCACGGUGGACAACUGCGCUGAAUUGAUCAAGAAGCCGAACAUCGACGGCUUCCUGGUGGGAGGCGCGUCUUUGAAAGCCUCCUUCAUGGAAAUCGUGCAGAAGAGCACCCCGCCGCCGGUGCUGAAGAAGCCCAAGUGGUCCAAGAUCACCGAUCUCAACCCGACCACCAAGGGCUUCAACUGCAUGCUGAAGUGCACCAAGGCCGCAGCGCAGGUGGAGGGCACUGAGGGGGUCUUUGAGGCCGUGUGCGGUGAUGACACAGGCAUGUGCACGGUCUCCUUCCGCAACAAGGACCUUUGUGACAUCUGCAAGGAGGGAGCCUCCCUGAGGAUGCAGAAUGCUGCUGUACGGAUGGUCAAGGGCGGCUACAUGCGCUUGGUCGUUGACAAGUGGUCAGCCUUCAAGCCUGCGGACGAGCCGGUGGAUUUCGAGGUGAAAACUUCGAACGACGUCUCGUCGGUGGAGUAUGAGCUGGUGGGCGAGUCGUGAACCUCUGAGCAGUGCUGAGGAGUCAUGAGGCGCGAUUUGGUGUGCUCCGUGCGCAGUGGAUCGCCCGCUUGGGGUUUUCUGAGGCCUGUCCUCCAAUAUUUGUCUCCUUUUGCCACGGAGGUUUUGAGGAGCAGUAGGUCAAGGGCGCAAUCCCGACAUGAGUUGACA
Molecule: messenger RNA, 1362 nt
Organism: Effrenium voratum
Lineage: Eukaryota; Dinophyceae; Suessiales; Symbiodiniaceae
Source: the annotation of a GenBank genome assembly